Mus caroli (Ryukyu mouse) is the source of this 6165-nucleotide messenger RNA. The record is from RefSeq and is a predicted model, not a curated record. NCBI's taxonomy places the organism in Eukaryota, Metazoa, Chordata, Mammalia, Rodentia, Muridae.
CGGUGGGAGCCGCGGCCGCGGUGGCGUUGGAGGGGGCGGCCCCGCGUCCGUGUCACGUGGUACGAGGCGGGCAGCCAUCUUGCUACAAACACAAACAGAGAGGAGCGGCCGCCGCGGGAGCGCCAGCGCCCCCCCCAGUCCCCCCUGCCGCUGCCGCCGCCGCCGUCCCGGCCCUCCGCGCCACCCGCCCGUCACCGCCGCCGCCGCCGCGCCCGGGUCACCAACGCCCCGGGGGACCGGGAACCUCGCGCCCCCCGAUUCCUGGCGUCCUGCAGCGGAUGGGGACUGGAGAGGCACACUGGUCCAGCCUGUGAUAAAAACCCACGCAUUCCCCCUGGACACUGCCUGUCCUUUCUCCUCUACUCUGCCCUUCCUGAGAGUCUCCUACCCAGGACCCUAGAGGAACUUGCCCCUGUUGCUGCCACUGCUGCCUCAUUAGCCACUAGAGACUGAACUUGCCUCUUCCCAUAUGGAUCUUUCCCAGAUGUGAAAGUUUCUCCCAGGCACUUGUGAGGCGAGAGCUAGUUGCUUGGGGAUCCUAGUUCAGCGCAGCCCAGGCCCUGUGAGACCAGAGCCCUUGUUUCCCUGGACAGAACUGUCAGGUGAGUGUUGGGCCACCAGAGGGCGUCCCACUGAGCUGGAAGGGGCUCAGGCUUCCUUGUUCCCUCACUCCCUAGGACUCUCCCCUACCCUGACUCAGCUUUGGUUAACUCAUGGUGUGAGUGGUCACCUGUCUGGUGUAGGUAUUUGGACAGUACUCACCUGGUCCUGUCUCUGCCAUUCAUCCUUGACCUUUGAGAAGCAUCGAAGCUCCACAAUGGCAGCAGAGACACUCAACUUUGGGCCUGAGUGGCUGAGAGCCCUUUCGAGUGGUGGCAGUGUGGCCUCUCCACCCCCAUCUCCUGCCAUGCCCAAAUACAAGCUGGCAGAUUACCGCUAUGGGCGAGAGGAGAUGCUGGCCCUCUAUGUCAAGGAGAACAAGGUCCCCGAGGAACUACAGGACAAGGAGUUUGCUGCGGUGUUACAAGAGGAACCCCUGCAACCCCUGGCUCUGGAGCCUCUGACUGAGGAGGAGCAGAGAAACUUCUCGCUGUCGGUGAACAGUGUGGCUGUGCUGAGACUGAUGGGGAAAGGGGCUGGGCCCCCUUUGGCUGCCACCUCCCGUGGCAGGGGCAGCACUCGGAGCCGAGGGCGAGGCCGUGGUGACAGCUGCUUUUACCAAAGAAGCAUUGAGGAAGGCGAUGGGGCCUUUGGAAGGAAUCCUCGGGAGAUCCAGCGAAGCCAAAGCUGGGAUGACAGAGGUGAGAGGCGGUUUGAGAAGCCUGCAAGGAGGGAUGGAGUACGAUCUGGCUUUGAGGAGGGAGGGGCUGGCCCAAGGAAGGAGCAUGCACGCUCAGACAGUGAGAAUUGGCGCUCACUUCGAGAGGAGCAAGAGGAUGAUGGCAGCUGGAGACUUGGGGCAGGACCCCGGCGAGAUGGUGAUCGCUGGCGUUCCACCAGCCCUGAUGGUGGUCCCCGCUCUGCUGGCUGGCGGGAACAUGGGGAGAGGAGGCGCAAGUUUGAUUUUGAUUUGCGAGGGGAGCGCGGAGGGUGUGGUGAAGAGGACGGGCGGGUUGGGGGCGGCAACUCUCACCUCCGGAGAUGCCGGGGGCUCGAUGGCUUUGAAGAUGACAAGGAUGGGCUCCCCGAGUGGUGCCUGGAGGAUGAGGAUGAGGAGAUGGGCACUUUCGAUGCCUCCGGAGCCUUCCUGCCCCUCAAGAAGGGCCCCAAGGAAGCCAUCCCUGAGGAGCAGGAGCUUGAUUUCCGGGGCCUGGAGGAGGAGGAGGACGAGGAGCCGGCAGAAGGGGUGGAUGAAGAGAGGCCUGAGGCAGGAGGGAAGGAAGCAACCCCAGUGCCGCCUCCAGAGAACUCCAGCUCACCGUCUUCACUGCCAGCCUUGGGUCCUCUCUGGACGACAAAUGAGGAGGGUGGUGAGGCAGUGGAGAAAGAGCUGCCCCCUGCUGAAGGUGACGAGUUGAGGGGACUGUCUCUGAGUCCUAGAAUGAGUUCACCUCCUGGCCCACCUGGAGAUCUAGAAGAUGAAGAAGGCUUGAAGCACUUGCAGCAGGAGGCAGAGAAGCUGGUGGCCUCCCUGCAGGACAGCUCCCUAGAAGAGGAGCAGUUCACCGCUGCCAUGCAAACCCAGGGCCUACGCCACUCCACAGCUGCCACUGCCCUUCCCCUCAGCCAUGGCGCUGCCCGAAAGUGGUUCUACAAGGACCCACAGGGGGAAAUCCAAGGCCCUUUCACGACCCAGGAGAUGGCUGAGUGGUUCCAGGCUGGCUACUUCUCCAUGUCACUCUUAGUGAAGAGGGGCUGCGAUGAGGGUUUCCAGCCUCUGGGAGAGGUGAUCAAGAUGUGGGGCCGUGUGCCCUUUGCCCCAGGGCCCUCGCCACCCCCGCUGCUGGGGAACAUGGAUCAGGAGCGGCUGAAGAAGCAGCAGGAGCUGGCUGCGGCCGCCCUGUACCAGCAGCUGCAGCACCAGCACUUUCUGCAGCUGGUUGGCAGCCGCCAGCUCCCGCAGUGUACAACGCUCCGGGAAAAGGCAGCUAUGGGGGACCUGACGCCGCCGCAGCAGCAGCAGCUCACUACGUUCCUGCAGCAGCUCCAGGCUCUCAAAACCUCCAGAGGUGGAGACCAGAACCUGCUCCCGACGAUGAGCCGGUCCUUGUCGGUGCCAGAUUCAGGCCCCCUCUGGGACUUACAUACCUCAGCUUCAUCACAGUCAGGUGGUGAGGCCAGUCUUUGGGACAUACCAAUUAACUCUUCGACUCAGGGUCCAAUUCUAGAACAGCUCCAACUGCAGCAUAAAUUUCAAGAGCGCAGAGAAGUGGAGCUCAGGGCGAAGCGGGAGGAGGAGGAGCGCAAACGACGGGAGGAGAAGCGGCGCCAGCAGCAGCAGCAGCAGGAGGAGCAGAAGCGACGGCAGGAAGAGGAGGAGCUCUUUCGGCGCAAGCAGGUACGGCAGCAGGAAUUGUUGCUGAAGCUGCUACAGCAGCAGCAAGCGACGAAUGUCCCUGUGCCCCCUGCACCCAGCUCCCCACCUCCGCUCUGGGCUGGCCUAGCCAAGCAGGGCCUGUCCAUGAAGACUCUGCUGGAGCUGCAGAUGGAAAGUGAGCGCCAACUGCACAAGCAGGUGGCACCGCGGGAUCCUCUGCGGGCCCAGGCCCCCAACCACCGAGUGCAGCUUGGGGGCUUGGGCUCUGCCCCUCUGAACCAGUGGGUGUCUGAGGCUGGGCCACUAUGGGGCGGGCCAGACAAGAGUGGGGGCAGCAGCGGUGGCAACCUGGGACUCUGGGAAGAUACUCUCAAGAGUGGCGGGAGCCUGGCCCGAAGCCUGGGCCUAAAGAACAGUCGGAGCAGCCCGUCUCUCAGUGACUCGUACAGCCACCUGUCAGGCCGACCUGUUCGCAAAAAGACAGAAGAGGAAGAGAAGUUGCUGAAGCUGCUGCAGGGCAUACCUCGGCCCCAGGACGGCUUCACGCAGUGGUGUGAGCAAAUGCUGCACACCCUGAGCACUGCAGGCAGCCUGGACGUUCCCAUGGCUGUCGCCAUCCUCAAGGAGGUGGAGUCCCCUUACGAUGUCCAUGAUUAUAUUCGUUCCUGCCUGGGGGACACGCUGGAAGCCAAAGAAUUUGCCAAACAAUUCCUGGAGCGGAGGGCCAAGCAGAAAGCCAGCCAGCAGCGGCAGCAGCAGCAGCAGCAGCAGCAGGAGGCCUGGCUGAGCAGCCCCUCCCUACAAACAGCCUUCCAGGCCAACCACAGCACCAAACUGGGCCCUGGGGAGGGCAGCAAGGCCAAAAGGCGGGCGCUGAUGCUUCACUCCGACCCUAGCAUCUUGGGGUACUCCCUGCAUGGCCCUUCCGGUGAGAUCGAGAGCGUGGAUGACUACUGACCAGCCUGUCCCACCAGCCCCCUGGGCCUUAGAUUCGGGUGGCGGCAGCAGCAUGGACCCUUGGGUCUCCAGCCUGCAGGCUCCCACAGGGAGCAGAGGAGGAAGCGAGCGAGCGAGUGGGGCAGGGUCCCCAGCACUUGUUACAAACCACACGAUGCACCUUAACUCACCCGCCACGAGGCACUUUACAGAUGGGGGAGGGGCCUUUCUUUUCCUCUUUAAUUUUAAACAUUAGAAGAGACAAAAAUAUCAUCCAAAAGCUAGACGGUAGACCCUUUCACCCCUUUGGGAAUAAUGGGUGUGACAUUGGAAGGUCCACAGAGGUUUGUUUUUGUUUUUUUUGUUUUGUUUUUAUUUUUAUUUUUUAGAAAAAAAAAAGUUAAAAAAAUAAUGAAAAAAAUAGUUAGGCUGAAAGGAAAAAAAAAAUCACACUGUUAUUUUUGGCCAGUGGGUACCAGGUCCCAUGGAACUGUCCUGUCUGGCUUCCCUGAGGCUGCACUUACCCUGCUGCCCCAGAAGGUGGGUCAUUGGGGUGACUGUCAGCUGGGUGCUGACAGUUUGCACAGCGAGCGAGCAGAGGCCCUCUCCAGAAGCCCCGCCCACUGGACCUGCUGUGAUCAGCUCCUGUGGCCGUUACUGUGGCAGGUGUCCUGGUAAGGGGCCAGAGUCGCCCCUCACCUCAGCUGCUUUGGGAGGAACGUUGCACAAAUUGGACGAGCUGCCUCAGCUCCCUCUCCCCAUCCCCCGAAACAGCCCUCCCACACUGAGGGAGCUGGGGAAAGCCCUGUCAGUGCCAGCCUGUCAGGUGGGCUCUGAACUCAGGCCUGCUGAGGGGCUGACCCCCACUGCUGCCAUUUCGGGGGACAGCCUGGGUGUGACACUGAAAGCCCCAGCUCCCUGCCUUUGCCACAUGAAUGUAUUCUCUGGCCCCCAAGCCUGUCUCACCCACUCUGAGAAGGGACACAGCCCUUCCUCCAGGAGCUGGAGAACACCCCUCCUUUUAUCAUGGCCAAGGCCUUGCUUGUGAGGGAAGGACAGGGAAGGAGUGGCUUGGGGCGGAACCUGGGGGGGGCGUGGUGAGAACCCCCUGAUCAGCAGCCAGCUGUGUGGGAAGCAGACCACAGCUCUGUACCUGACCCUUACAUUGACCAAAUGGGAGAGGAGUGAGCAGCCCCUCUCCUUGAUGUUUUUUGUGUUGGGUGUAAGGCUGGAGGUUGAGAGCGCCUGUGUCCUGGCUGGGGGCUGCCUUGCCUGUUGCUCACCGACCUCACUCCUAGCCCCCCCCCCCGCCCCCGCCCAGGCUUGUCUUCAUUGUUGUUUGGCUCCUCCCCCCCCCUUUUCUUUUUAAUAUACUGUGUUAGUGACUCUCCCAUCAACCUCAUUGCUCAGAAUGCAGUAUUAGGGCGAGCGAGCAAGCCUGCCACUGCCUCCUCCAUGAAUGUAUUUCUCGUUUCUGCCCUGGGGAAGUGGGGAGUGGCCCCAGGUUCUUCUUUCUCAUCCAUCCCCACAGAGGUGACCUUUUGUUUUCCUUUCCAUUUUUUUUUUUUUUUUUUUUUUUUUUUUUUUUUUUUUUUUUUUUGCACCAAAGUGGCAAUUGGGUCAGUGUUGGGGAUCAGGCUGGCUUUGGGUGGAAGGGCCCCUCCACCUGCUUCUCCCUGGUUUUGACAGUGUUAGCGUCUGUGAAAAGACAAUAUUCUCUCUAAAGCAAUAAGGGGGUGAUGGGCCAGGGGGAAACGUCUUGCUGCUGCUGGCCCCCCAGCUCCCCUUCCCUCUUGCCAUUGUGGUGGCAUUGGAGGGAUGGGAGAGACUCCUGUUGUGACUGAAUGUAACCUACCCUGCCCCUGCCACAGCCAAUGCAGGGGAAGGGAGGGCACUUGUCUCUUCCUACCCCUUCCCCCAGCUAAAGAGACUGAACUUGGGGGCCCAUGAGCCUGGAGAGGCCUUACCCCUGUGAGGAAGUGUAGGGGGGCCCUCUCCCACCCCAUCCCCUCUGAGAGUGAUCAAUGUUUACAAGACCUGAGCCCCCACCCAGGGACUCAGAUCCCCCCCAUCUUAAUCCUUUCCCCAUCCCAGUCUUACAGGGCCCCGCUGCCCCACCCUACCCCCUUGGGGUUCAGGGUAGUGUGGGUGUCCUGUGUAUCCCAGUUUACCCUACCUCUACCUUGUGUGACUUCCCCAGUACCCACUCUUGUAAAUACUCCCAAUAAAACUUGGUGUGUUCUCCCAGUCUA